Messenger RNA from Diachasmimorpha longicaudata, 1268 nucleotides. Its product is annotated as ubiquitin-like protein 7. The transcript has 4 exons. Gene Ontology annotation, cellular component: cytosol. NCBI's taxonomy places the organism in Eukaryota, Metazoa, Arthropoda, Insecta, Hymenoptera, Braconidae. The record is from RefSeq and is a predicted model, not a curated record. Gene Ontology annotation, biological process: ubiquitin-dependent protein catabolic process. Gene Ontology annotation, molecular function: polyubiquitin modification-dependent protein binding. Bases 75 to 1133 code for a protein of 352 amino acids.
UCUCUCAUAACAUUGGACUAACCUGGACGAUAGUAAACAAACUCCCUUUGUCAUAAUAUUUUCGAUCGUAAAAAAUGGGAGCGCAGUUGAAUCUUGGGGUUCGUUCCACCUCAGGCGCCUUUUCGACGAUAAAACUAAGUGAUGUGGACCUUAAAACGAGGGUAGAAGACUUAAGACUCUGCACAGCCCAGAAAAUAGAACUCCCGAAGGACUCGUUUGAACUCAUUCACUGUGGCUGUAUACUGGAGGACGAUGCUUCCCUGGAAUCCUGUGGCCUCAAGGAUGGUUCGAUGGUCCAUGUGCUGAAGAAGAAGGAAGCAGAGAAACCAGUUCCAGCUAAACCGAUUACCGAGGGCAGCAUCUUGCAGAUUGCCAAUGCCUUCAAAGCUUUCAAUGAAAACCCCACCCUGAGAAAUGCUCUGCAUCGAUUGAGUAAACGUCCAGAUGUUAUUGAGAAUAUAAUUGUAACAACUCCUGGUCUUAUUGAUGAUUCAGUUGCUAUUGCAAUGCUGCAGGAUCCUGAUUUAAUGGCUCACUUCAAUGACACUGAUACUGUGAGAAGAGCAGCAGAGCUCCAUCCGGUGCUCGCCGAAGCCGCUCUCUCAAUAGUGGCAGCAGUCCACGAAGAGUCUCACCGUUCAGCCGUUCCCGGGACAGGUCCCUCGACCCUCAAUGCUCCUUCUGCUGCGUACUCCUACAGCCUGGACAACCUCAGCGACGACGAGGAGAUGGCAGGUGACUCCUCCCAAUCGUCAGAUUCCAACACAGCGAUAACAGCUGCCCAAUUGGCAGCAGCCCUCUCACGAGCAAAUCCGAGAGCUGCAUUCCCCCUGUCCCACUCGUCCUCGUCGACGUCUGCAGGCAGCAAUUCCGGUCUCAUCACUACUGAGAUGUUCUCCCAGGCGAUGCAGCAGGCGUUUGCAUCAACUCCGGGUAGUACCACCUCGAUGGCCCCCCCUGCUCCAGCGAUACCACCGCUGUUGCCACAGAGUGGAGACCUCCAGAGACAACUGGCUCAAAUGCACGAAAUCGGACUCCAGGACGAUGCUACCAACGUCAUGGCACUGCAGUUCACUAAUGGGGAUGUUCAAGCUGCUAUCGAACUCGUAUUCAGUGGGUUCAGUGAUAACUAGUCAGACUUUUCAUUGAAUGACUGUAAUUUUAAGGAUUUUUACUGGGAAAUGUUGAAGCGAUUGAUGUAUUGAUGUAUAGGGUCAACAUGUAGUCCUUUGGCAAUAAUAUUAUUAAAGUAGUAAUUAUCGGAGUUA